This is a messenger RNA of Astyanax mexicanus (Mexican tetra), 1044 nucleotides long. It is a transcript of the gene lim2.5, whose product is annotated as lens intrinsic membrane protein 2.5. Gene Ontology annotation, molecular function: structural constituent of eye lens. The transcript has 5 exons. NCBI's taxonomy places the organism in Eukaryota, Metazoa, Chordata, Actinopteri, Characiformes, Acestrorhamphidae. Bases 193 to 714 code for a protein of 173 amino acids. Gene Ontology annotation, cellular component: plasma membrane. The record is from RefSeq and is a predicted model, not a curated record.
AAAGGAUUUUGCCUCCAUAGACAGAAAAGCCGGGGGAUAACUUUUUGGAAUUGGGCCUGGGGGGGUCCUCUGGGACGUUACGCUCACUGCAGCUCCCCACUCGUCCUCUCGCUCGCUCCCUGCGGAAACCUGCACACUUAAGACUCUUCCUUUAUCCUGAAGAACUCAGUGUGUUGAGCAGCGUCAGUCAGGAUGUACAGCUUUAUGGGAGGGGGUCUGUUCUGCGCCAUCGUGGGGAACAUCCUGCUGGUGGUCUCCACAGCCACGGACUACUGGAUGCAGUACCGCCUGUCUGGCAGCUUCGCUCACCAGGGCCUGUGGCGCUACUGCAUGUCCGGAAAGUGCUACAUGCAGACAGAUAGCAUCGCGUACUGGAAUGCCACCAGGGCCUUCAUGAUUCUGUCGGCGAUGUCGUGUUUCGCAGGAAUCAUCGCCGGGAUACUCUCCUUUGCUCACUUCUCCGCUUUCGAGAGGUUCAACCGUUCCUUUGCCGCAGGGAUCAUGUUCUUCGUUUCAACUCUCUUUGUUCUGCUUGCGAUGGCGAUCUACACCGGGGUGACAGUGAACUUCCUGGGAAAGCGUUUCGGAGACUGGCGUUUCUCCUGGUCCUACAUACUGGGCUGGGUGGCUCUGCUCAUGACUUUCUUUGCAGGUAUAUUUUACAUGUGCGCCUACAGGAUGCAUGAGUGCAGGCGAGUGGCCGGCCCGCGCUAGAGCGAGAAAAACAAAAACGACUCAAUAUGGAACAGAAACUCAGAUGAGAAGAAUUCAGAUCAGGAUGUGUCUGCAGAUGGUGGACCUGUUCACAGCUAAACCUGCGCUACAAUCAGUGAUAUCAGGCCUGAGUUCUGUGGCUCUUCCCUCAGUAAUAAAGACACGACUCCUGACUUACCCCUCUGAAAUCAAUACCAAUUACAUCACGUCACCAAACGGCAGCAUUACUGAGGGAAAUUCUGCGCAAAGACGUGAAAAAAAUUAUAAACACAAAACUACUACAUAUUAUGUUCAUGCUACAUUUUCAAAUAAAAUUUCAGACCAUUAAAA